AUGAAUGACAUAAAAUAUAUAUAAUUUUAAUUAAUAUCGUCUGACAAACUUGUGGUAAUAGAAUUAAAGGAAGAAGAAUUAGAAGAGUUGCUUUUCAGAUUUGUUGUUGAAGCAGAAGAAAGAGAGGAAGAUUUAUAUUUUGAAAUUGCUGCCAAUAGACCAGAUUUCUUAUAGAUUGAAAAUUUAGUGCAUGUAUUAAGAGUAUAUAUGAGAUUGAAAUAAAAAAGAAUUUAUAAGGUUCUUCCUGCAAAAGAAACUAUUUUUGGUAUUUUGUAGACAUAAAAAAUUAGGACUAUUUGUUGUUGGAGCAAUAUUGAGAGAUGUUACAUUAAGAGAAGAUAGUUAAAAUCCUUAGAUUAAAUUCAUUAAAAGUAGGAACUCAUGAUUAAGAUAAAAAAGAAGAUCCUUUCUUUUAUGAUUCAUAACCCCCUUAAGAUAUAGUAUUUUAAGCACUGA
Molecule: messenger RNA, 456 nt
Organism: Paramecium sonneborni
Lineage: Eukaryota; Ciliophora; Oligohymenophorea; Peniculida; Parameciidae
Source: the annotation of a GenBank genome assembly